This is a messenger RNA of Musca domestica (house fly), 577 nucleotides long. RefSeq lists its product as uncharacterized. The record is from RefSeq and is a predicted model, not a curated record. The transcript has a single exon. The coding region runs from base 107 to 412 and encodes 101 amino acids. Lineage: Eukaryota; Metazoa; Arthropoda; Insecta; Diptera; Muscidae.
UACCAUACAGUUUAUUUUGGAUAUUUUGAGGCAGCAGUUCUUCGGAAGUCCCAUCAUAAAAAGUUGCCGGGACGACAAAUAUUUUUCGCAGUUUUUCUUUAGCGAUAUGCCACCACCACCACCGCCCUAUGGCUAUGAAGAUCCAUAUCGCCAUCGCCAUCAUCAUCACCAUCAUCGCCCAGGUAUCGAAAUUGAUAUUUUUCCCGGCUGGAAUCGUCCAUACUAUCCUCCACCUCCCCCACCGCCUCCAAGAGCUGAGGUGGUAGUGGUCACACCGGCAGCCACCUAUGUGCCGCCACAAGCUCCUGGCCAGUACUACAACAACGGUGCCUACUACAAUAAUGGAUACAACAACGGAUAUAACAAUGGAUACAACAAUGGCUACAACAACCCUCCCUAUCCCCGAUGGUAGCUACGAAGAGGGAUUAUGGAAUAUUUAAAAUUGCACAAAUGUUAACAUUUAUAUACUGAGAAUUAUUAUUUUAAAUUUAAAUAUGCAAAGUAAAAAAAAACAAAACGAGAAUUAACAAAUCAAUCAAAGUUUGUGAAAAUGAAGGAAUUACAGUGAUUACAUACA